CACUCUCAGUCUCAUUAUCCUCAGAUCCUCUGUUUUGUGUUCUGUUAACUUCCUCUGUUGUAGAUUCCUGCUUUUUCUCCCCAAACUAGCUAGUGUCUCUUUCUUCUCUGUUUCCAAAACAAGAAAAAUGGGUGGGACUGGGAACUCUCCUUGUGCCUCAUGCAAGCUCUUGAGACGCCGCUGCACAAAGGAUUGCACCUUUGCUCCUUAUUUCCCUGCUGAUGAACCCCAAAAGUUUGCCAUAGUUCACAAGGUUUUUGGUGCAAGCAAUGUUAGCAAGAUGUUGCAGGAAAUUCCUGUUCACCAGAGAGCAGAUGCAGUGAGCAGUUUAGUGUAUGAGGCAAAUGCAAGAGUGAGGGACCCUGUGUAUGGCUGUGUAGGAGCCAUAUCCUACCUGCAAAAUCAGGUUUCUGAGCUUCAAAUGCAGCUUGCAGUUGCUCAAACAGAGAUACUCUGCAUCCAGAUGCAACAACAUGAGCCAGUGGUUCCAACCCCAGAAGUUAAUAACCCAGAUCAGAAACCUUACUUUCUACAAGAUGAAUUCUCUCAGUACCUCAAUUUUGGCUCUUCUAGCAAUGUAAUUUAUGAUUCUCUCCAGAGGGAGAACAUCUAUGGACAUGACAUGGUUUCUUGAAUGAAAUUUAGUCACUUGUUAUUUGUUCUUA
Molecule: messenger RNA, 665 nt
Organism: Lotus japonicus
Lineage: Eukaryota; Viridiplantae; Streptophyta; Magnoliopsida; Fabales; Fabaceae
Product: LOB domain-containing protein 12-like
Exons: 2
Coding region: 128-634 (168 amino acids)
Source: RefSeq, a predicted model, not a curated record